Alligator sinensis (Chinese alligator) is the source of this 2884-nucleotide messenger RNA. Its product is annotated as CD48 antigen. The transcript has 9 exons. The coding region runs from base 89 to 1039 and encodes 316 amino acids. The record is from RefSeq and is a predicted model, not a curated record. NCBI's taxonomy places the organism in Eukaryota, Metazoa, Chordata, Crocodylia, Alligatoridae.
UCCUCUUCCUCCUGGCUGGGGCUGGGGCUGGAAGGGCGCUUCCAAAUACACUUUCGCUUUUGGAGCUGAGAGGCUGCGGCACGGCGGCAUGGGGUUGAUGCUGAUGGUGCUGGCGCUGUGCGCCCCGGCGGGAUUUGCCCAGUGUCAGGUCAAGGUAUCUGGCUUUCUAGGAACCAGGAAUGUUUUUUCACCAACAUUUGAAGGAAAGAUAAAAGAAAUUACAUGGAAGAAGGAGAGCAACAAAGUGGCUGAAUGGAGUGGACAGGUAGUCCAAUAUUAUGGUUCCUUCAUGAGUGGUAGAGCAAGGCUUGACUCAUUGUCUGGCAGUUUAACCAUCCAAAGGGCACAAGAUGGUGAUGCUGGAACGUAUGAGGUGGAGAUCUUGGCCGAAGAUGGUGACAGCAGCAGCAGCGGCAAGAUCCAGAGAUGUCGUUUUGAUUUUAGUGUAACAGGUCCUCUUUUGCCACCUGAUUUAAAUUGCACAGUUGUUGGAAAUAAGCUACACAUAUUUUGCCACACAGAUAUCUCCAAAGAACUUACGUAUUCUUGGCAUUAUAGUAACAUGGACGAAUUGAUUGGGCAAAAUAAUACUGCUGAGCUUCCACUGACUGCAGACCGUUCCCAGAAAAUUUAUUGCAUUAUCAAGGUUUCCGGUGCAGGUAUCAAUGGUUCACUCUCUCUGGAUGUGUGCCCCGAAGUAAAUCUAAUUCAGCCAAGAGGGAGAAAUGGCUUCAUAGCACUUCUUUUCUUCGUGGCAGUAUUGAUAACAUUGAUAGUGACAGCCAUCUUCCUUCAGAAAAAAGGUCUUCUUCCCGGUUGGAUUUCCUCAAGACUGCCAGGUGGAAAAGCUAGACAUCCUGAAGAGCAAUAUACUAAUAAGCCUGAAACUGAACCCAUUCAUCAAAUUAAGAAUGAACAAGAUAGUGAGGCUGAAGAUGGAAAAACACCUGACAAGUCUGAAGAGGAUGCAUCAGGAAAGGACAUGAAACAGCCAGCAGUGGAGGAUCAGCCUGAGCUUGUCUCCAGUAGUGACAAAUAAGGUGUUUAAACUGUGAAAGGAGCCAGGGUUACAGUCCAGCGAGCCAAACUCUCCUGUGCUAUGACAAAAGAAGAGCUAAGCAAAGGAACUGUAAUGAAUGUCAUCUGUCCUGGAAGGCUCUGCUAUGUGGUGGUGUAGUAAAAGAUGUAUUGUGAAAAUGUGUUUAAAUUCUUAUAAGAAGACCACUUUUUUUUAUCUUCCUGAGACAUAUUUUCUUUCCAAUACGGAGAUUGUUUUGAAGAUGGACGUACUGGGAUUGUUUGAAGAUGGACAUCUACUGAGUCAUAUGCCAAAUGCCUUCCCAUUCAUCCCUUCAGUCCUUAAUUUUUACAACCAGUCACAGUGCUUCAUUUAUUCAUGCCAAUUCUUAGCGAUUAACAUCACCCUAUCCCUGAUGUGUAUGAAAAACUAAUCCAUGCGAUAUACAGCUGAUUUUUGUACAGUUUAGAUGCAAAAGAGAAACAGAUUCAGAGAAAAGACUGGUUCAGCCUGCAGCAGUAAAUCAGUCUCUUCUAAAUUCUUUCCCUUGGUGGAACUCAGCGGAAGAUGGGAAAGAAUGAUCUUCAGUUCUUUAGAAGUGACUUUCUGAGCUAAGGACCCAACCUGCUCUUGAACUGGAAUGGAACCUGGACUUAUGCAAGUGCUGUGAAAACUCCAUUUUUUUGGAGUUGCAAGUCUUGUAGUAUUUGAGUAUGCUUAAAGCCCAAGGUUCUGUAUUUGUAUCUUGAACAUGCAGAGAGGCUUGGAUGUAGACGAUUCAUAGGGUCCAUUCCAACACUGCGAGUCUGUAAGAGAAUGAAAAUACAAAUCAGAAAGAAAGUUAAUGAAUUUUUGGCCCUCCUGGUUGUCGAGAGAGGCUUGAAUGUCAUCACCUGCUCUGAAGCUAGAAGGCAAAGGGGAAAGAUUACCACUUUCACAUGUAAAAGGUGUACGUGAUUUUAGGGACUUGCUCAUCAUUUUUGAAAGUGGGCUGAUGGUUCUAGCCGCUCAAGCCAGUGUGAAUUUUAUGAAGAACCAUGAUGAAUGUGAAAGAUAACUAGUGGACAUGAGAAGCCACGAGACUCUUACUUUGCUGUGGGGCCGUGAACUUCUUAUCAAGGAACACUCUACAAUUGUGUAUUGUACACAGUCUUCCAAGCUUUUGCUACAAAAAAAGUAGAGAUCAGGGAAUCUCUUGGUGAUCAGCCCUGUAGUUAAAAAAAACAGAAGGAACCUGUUAUGGGCAAAUUGACCUUCCAAACAAGUUCAGUGGAUCCUAUAUGACCUAAGGCUGAAUGAUAACCUGGGCUGGAUACAGGCAUGGGUGUACUGGGUGGCUGCCUGGGGCCUAGACGGACAGGGGCCCCGAACAUAGUAAUUUAAAAAUUAUUAUUAUCAUUAUCUCUAGCGAAGGGGGACCCGAUACUAAAAGCUUGCCCGGGGCCACCAGGGGUCUAGGUACAAUUCUGAUGAGGAGGUGCCAAAGUGUAAAGCGGGCCCAGAAGCACAGGAAAAUUAUGUAAACCAACAUUGAGGGAGGGCUGCACUCUGUGUAUGUAAAGCCACUGAUAUCUGAUAGCAAGAGUAAAAUCCAACCAGCGUCUGCAGCUAGAAGACAGAAAAUGGUUAAGACCUUCUCUAUGGAUACACUUAUUCUGUUUCCUUGCUGUGCCCUGUCUCCAAGGAGAGGGAGGAGGUAGCAAUAUUGAGUACAAAAGGGCUACACCCAUCACUUAGACUUACUUACGGCAUCCACUUGUAACUUCCUCUAAUCACAGACCAGCCCCUUUCACAGAAUCUGUUAACGUCUUUUAUUUUCUGUACCGGUGUAUUUGUUUGUAAAUUAUAUAAAAAAAAUGUUUAAAA